This is a messenger RNA of Dermacentor albipictus, 2937 nucleotides long. The record is from RefSeq and is a predicted model, not a curated record. Lineage: Eukaryota; Metazoa; Arthropoda; Arachnida; Ixodida; Ixodidae.
AAAGCGAACGGCCAAGCAGUUCUGCUGUGUUCCUCAGUGCGUGUCAGCAAGAUGGAAAGACAGCAACAUUUCCUUUCACGCAUUUCCCUCCGAACGGAAAGACCGAAGCCGCAGAACGAAGUGGAUCACGAACCUCCGCAUCGGCAAGGCUGUGACGCCGACAAUGACUGUGUGCUCACGGCAUUUUGCACGGGAUAAUUUCUCCUUACCAGAUGUUGCAUGUCAAAGGCGGCGACUGAUAAGAAAUGCAGUACCCACUGAAAACCUACCAAAAACGUCAUGCUAUGAUGAAAAAAAGGAUGCUCGUUUGAAAGAUAUUUCACUGGCACGACUUCGCCGACGUGCAUGUCGGUCAGCCAGAGUAAGUUAAUUUGACUACAUAGUGCAGCACUUAUAUGCUCAUGGUACAUACACCAUGGCUACAAGCAUGCAAUAAAUAAUGUCAACACUUUUUAAUGCAUUACAGCACGAAUCAAGCAAACAGACUGCGUCCUCCCCAUUGGAAGCAAAGGCGUUGCCCCAUGCGCCCGUCAGGACGACCACCAUGGUAAAUUGGCUGCCUGCAACUUGUGCACACAUUGCUUAACCACUGGUUCCUUGGAAUUAAACUCUGUUUGACAUUGCAGGACAAUCUCGCAUCCCCUGACGGCUACAGCAUGGUCAAAAUAAGUGAAAAAGAAAAUAUGGACGAUCUCCCAUCCCCUAGCAGUGUGGACCAAAGCCUUGAAAACACAAUAAGUGACAAGGACAUAGCAAAUAUGGAAUGCACUUGCCAACCUGGCCCCCGGACAUUAAUGGGAGAAUAUUCCAGAGAAGAAAAAGAUGUGGCAAAUUUCCUCUUAGAAAUGGCUUCAGGGGCAAGGCUUACAGAAAGCAAGGCUGUCCAAGUGACAUCAGGUUCUUUUCCACAGAAGUUUGUGGACACUAUAAAUAAUAGCAAUGUAAAUACGUUCACAGGCCUGCCAUCAAUCGAUGUUCUGAAUGCUCUUGUAACGUGCUACAAAAAAAUUCAUUCACUUUCAGGGCGGCACCAGUUAUGUGCAAAAGAAAGAAUUGCAUUGACAUUGGUGAAAUUGAAACAUAAUAUUUCCACUGCAUUCUUGAGUCACCUUUUUAACUGUUCCUUAACUACAUGUAGCAACAUAAUUGCAGAGACUGUUCAGCUGAUGUCUGAAAUUUUAAAGGUAACUGUGGCUGUGCCACCAAAAGAAGAUGUUGUUGAACAUUUGCCCAUCUGUUUUAAACACUUUAGUAAUGUGCGUGUCAUUGUAGAUUGCACCGAAAUUCCUAUUGGGCAGCCCAACUGUUUGCGAUGUGCAUUACAAACCUACUCCUUCUAUAAGAAAGGUUUCACGGUUAAAUAUAUGGUGACUGUUACACCAAGUGGCCUUAUUGCCCACAUAAGCCAAGGUUAUGGAGGCCGCACCUCAGAUAAGGCUGUUUUUGAGCAAAGCGGCCUCAUCAAGCAGCUAGACCCAAUAUCAGAUGCCAUAAUGGCAGACCGUGGCUUUCUUAUCGAUGACAUUUGUGCGGAUCACUUAAUUGAGUUAAUCAGGCCUCCAUUCAAAAAACAAAAGCAGAUGUCAAAGGGCGAUGCACUUAGGACACAGAAGAUAGCAUCAGCAAGAGUUCAUGUAGAGCGUGCUAUACAGCGAAUGAAAAUUUUCAAAGUGUUGUCAACAAGAAUCCCAUGGAGCAUGGUGGGACUACUUGACGACAUUGUUAUAAUAGCUGCAGGCAUCACAAACCUCUCAUCACCGAUAUUAGCAACACAUCGAUUUUUGUGAGUCCUGGAUCAAUAUAUUUCCCGAACAUAUGUGCAUCGUAAAAGUGGUUCGUGCUUUCCAUGCAAGGAAGUUUUAAAAACUUCACAUGAGUGGAAGUGCCAUGUUCCUUACCAGCAGAGGUGAAGCCAGCACUUGCCCUUAUUUUACACUUGAAAUAGACCUUUGUUGGGUUGUCCUCUCACAGAUCAAGUGGUUUGGCUCUGGUAAUGUAAUUGCGUGGCUAAUUAGAAACUAAAAGCAUGUUGUUCCUGUCAGAAGUAUCGUCUACCUCUGAGUAUUGAUUACAUUAUUUCUGAAACAAUUUACCAAGAAUUUCAGAUUUCAUCUUAAAACCAGUAACACUAUGAUACACGUCAGCCAGUCUCUGUAGCAAAAUAAGUCACGUUAAUGGGGUUGAGACAUCAAAUUUGUGGCUUGCGCGUUCUUUGUUUCAAACGUUUUCUUAUUGCUCUAGGAAGCAUGAUACAUGCUCGAAUAUUCUUAUAUUCUAAGUAAAUAAUUUAAUAUCGCAUUAUUUAUGUGAAAGAUUUUCAGUUUCGGUUUGUGGGCGCAGUGUUUGACAGUGAUGUCACUGUCUAGGAAGCUUGGUCACGUGGGUUCACCAAGCUGUGACGCACACACUGCUGCAUCGUCUGCUCUCGCACACACAUUCUGUAUCAGCGCAGGCAAACAAAACCACGCGGACAGUUGUCUUGGCUAGCUGCAGCAGCUCCAAUUACGACUCUACGUCUGACGCGGCUCAUUGCCCUCGAGGCUCUCUAGGCUUGCCUGGUGCUGUGGGUCACCACUCAUUGCAAGUCACUCUAAUGUGGUAUGAUGUCGCUAAAACUUUUGUUAUGCUUCCAACACAGUGACGUCCAUGUCAUUCGCGGUGGCGAUGGGUCUCAGUCACGAGAACGAGCAUUUAGGCACUCUUUGGAAGCUAAUUAAACUAUAUUUUAAACGUUUUCUGUGUCCAACACUUUAUGUCGAGUGUCCUUGCAUACAGAGGAAGCUUACAGUAUCAUUUUCAUAGACUCAAAAUUUGGUGUCUCAACCCCUUGAGACUAGCGGAAAGUGUGAGGAAAGCACUUCUUUUCCUUCAUUUAAAAGUAAUCUUUUAUAGUGCCCCUCCUAAAAUGGUGGUGUUGGUUCACUUUUGGCACAUAAA